AUGGCCUUCGCUUCGUCACUGGCGCCCUUCUUAGCACCUUCUGGAACCUUCGGAGCCCGUCCCGCCAAGACGCUCCGGGCCGAUGCACCCGGGAGGUUCGUAGCGUCCUCCUCUCCCCCUCCCGACGUCAUGGUGACGCGGGAGCAGGGAAAGAACGCCAGGCUCAUCGCCGCGCUGGAAAAGCAUGUUGAAGGCCCUGAUACAGAUAGGCUUUCAGAUGUCCUACGUAAUGACAAGUUUGACUGGAUUACUAUAACCUCUCCUGAGGCAGCUGCAGUGUUCCUUCAGGGAUGGAAUGCAGCUGGAAGUCCUAAGGUGCGAGUAGCUGUUGUUGGAGCAGGAACUGCAAGGGUUUUUCAUGAAGUAUCAGAAUCUGGUGAUCAGUCUCUUGAGGUUGCAUUUUCACCUUCCAAAGCUUUAGGUAAAGUCUUGGCUUCAGAGCUUCCAAGGAGCAAUGAGAAUUCAUGUAAAGUUCCUGUAGAAGAUGUGGAACCACUAACAUUAAAUCUUGCUAUAUCAGCUCCAGUUGUUGCGGUAGCUUCUCCUUCUGCAUUGAGGGCAUGGUUAAAUCUUAUUUCAAAAGUUGUUAACUGGAACAACUCCAUCGCUUGCAUAGGUGAGACCACUGCAUCAGCAGCGAAGAAAUUGGGCCUGAAGAGCGUAUAUUACCCAACAACCCCUGGACUUGAGGGGUGGGUUGAAAGCAUUCUUGAGGCGCUCAGAGUCCACAGGACAUCAAAAGAGGUUCUCCUCUUUCCCUUUGUAGUCAGCCCCAAAAUGUUGAAAAUGGGCAGCCGCCCAUUGUACCGGAUGGCGGAGCUUCUUCUUGACGAUGGCAUAUCCGGCUGUAUGUCGAAGAAUUCUUUCCAUCUUUGA
This is a messenger RNA of Miscanthus lutarioriparius, 876 nucleotides long. Lineage: Eukaryota; Viridiplantae; Streptophyta; Magnoliopsida; Poales; Poaceae. The record is from the annotation of a GenBank genome assembly.